AUGCGUAAAGAUGUUGCCCGGACAGAAAUCUCUUGCAUGAGGCGUGAAUUCGAGAGGGGAGCGAAGCACACGAUUCCGAAGAUAGAUGGAAUGGGCGACGAUAUGGAGUUCGAGUACAUCGGUAACGCUCGUUAUUUGAUUCAAGCUCAACUUGAUGAUCUUGACGGUUGGCUUCCCAUCAUGCGUCUCACUGACGAACUAUGA
Angiostrongylus costaricensis is the source of this 204-nucleotide messenger RNA. The record is from the annotation of a GenBank genome assembly. NCBI's taxonomy places the organism in Eukaryota, Metazoa, Nematoda, Chromadorea, Rhabditida, Metastrongylidae.